Messenger RNA from Camponotus floridanus (Florida carpenter ant), 5276 nucleotides. Its product is annotated as leucine-rich repeat-containing protein 24. Gene Ontology annotation, molecular function: protein binding. The coding region runs from base 2671 to 4701 and encodes 676 amino acids. Lineage: Eukaryota; Metazoa; Arthropoda; Insecta; Hymenoptera; Formicidae. The transcript is spliced from 3 exons. The record is from RefSeq and is a predicted model, not a curated record.
GUAUCUGUUCUCAUCCCCUAUCAUUGAUUCUCCUUCUCUCCUAUUUUCGAUUUUUGUUACCUAAAGAAUAGUUAUUCAUCGAUACUUUGAUGUUAUUGCGAACUUGUAACAAAACGAUGUUUCUGAUAGGUGAUGUUGAAAUUUAUAGACUUGAACCUGGUGAGUAUCCCGGGAGUGUCUAGUCGAUAACAUAGAAUUCACCGACCACGGUUUUAAUCCCAGCUCGACGAUUAAACGACGUAGAGUCUUGACGUCGCUGCUGAAGGGAAAAUCGAUUUUCCUUCGACGAAGGAAGCUGCGCCUGCACCAGUCAGACUAUUAUCAGCUUCCAGUGAACUCCGCGUUGUUACGCCUCUAUCGCCUUGCUAUGACCAAUUCCGCUACGUGAAGUAAUCCUCUUGCGAAGGAAUCCUUGAAUCGCGAGGGAGCAAGUCGCAUCGAAAAAGGGAUCCAUCAAAGAAUAUUGAAGGAGCGAGAGGGAAGGGAAAUAUAAUGGGUAGAUAGAAGACGGGAGUGAGAUGACAUUACUAUCAUCGAACCGCUAUUCGGAGUUGGAUGGUGCUGCCCGCAGACGGCUAGGGAACCGGAAAGGGUAAACGGCACAGGGUGACCAAGCGAGAGGAAAAGAGAAAGAAAAGGAAGACCGCGAAGGAGGUGGAAAGGUUCAUCGAGAGGAAAGGGCAAACGAGGGAACGAAGGGUGGAGGGCGCAAAGGAGAGGGCGCCGCGCGCGCGAGAGAGGGACGGAUACAGAUCCAUCGUGCCAGUGGCCGCUGCGGCAAAUCUGCGGCUCUCCACGAUUGUUCGUCGAAAGACAGAGAGAAAAAGUGUUAUCAUAGCAUAGGGCACCCGGCCUGGAUUUGGGUGCCGUUGCGACGUUCGCGAUCGGUUGAUCGGGGUGGCCCGGAGUGUCCUCUGAAUAAUUCCGAGGCCGUUCCCUGCGGGGUCCGAGCGGGACCGAUGAGGUGCUCCGACAAUGGAACGAACUCCGCGCGAUCUUCGUGUCGCUCUCCGUCCAGUCCAGCAGCGGUCGAUCUCGACCAGAGCGAUUUGUGCGGAUGCCCAUCAUCCCCGAGGCUCCGCCGGUACGGGGAUUGAUUGAUCGGAGAAGAAAGCAUUCGAGGACGUCGAUGUCAGUUGACGGCCUCAUGGCUCAAGUAGAGGGUGUCCUCUCGUGAAAGCGAGCACGGACAAUAGGGAGUACGCCGAGAGAAGUGCGACAAGUGCAUGUGACAUCGUCGUUUAUUUUGGAAAAAAAAAUUCCUCGCGUUGCUUGCGAGAAAAUUGUUGACAUUUGCGUAUGUCAUUCAUUCCGAUCGAUCUCUUCGUACGCGAUCGUGAUCGGUAAAAUUUGCAAAGAUUCGCUGGACCGAGAAGGAGAAGGCUGCGCGAUACGGGGGUAGAUGGAAUUAUCGCGGGAGCAAAGCACAGUGUACGCUCAUCUUUAAAGUCGGAGGGUGGCUGUAAGCGGUCCUGUGAUUGGUUAAGCGUGUCCGCGGGAAUCUUUUUCGCUCUGUUACGUGCGUUAAUACGUGCGUAUUCGUGUUUAUCAGGCGACAUGAUGCGAGGUAAACUGAUGAGAAUCCACGGUUGAUGACCGUCAACCCAGUCGAUCACGCUCAGGUCAGAAUCGGUCAACGAGUAAGAAGGAGGAAGAGUUAGAGUGCCAAGGAGACCUCGAUUGAACUGAGCAAAGUUCUACAUCGUGAUCGACGCCACUAAUUCACGCGACAGGGUCGCAUUACGUCGACGACUGCGAACUACACAAACUGAAACUACCGCUAGUAUAUCAACCGCCAAUUCGACGGGAAACUUUCGCUCAACUCAAUUACGCCGCAGCCGUGUCGUGUUCGCACCUGCGAGAGCCAAACGAAAGACGACACCGACCUACUCUUGGCUGUAACUCGACGCUCGUACUCCAUGAGAGAGUUAAUCGCGGUCCCGCGAAUGCUUCCGGGUUCUUCGUCGGGCUCGCGAUUAAUUUAUAAUAAGUGUGAUAAGCCACCUCUGGUGUGGAUUACGCCGCGCGCCGACGACGGGGUGGGAGUUAGUAGGACGGUUCGCGGACUCAGCGAUUAUAAUAUGGCGAGACAGGCAUAUUCCGUCGUUGAUUAAUAUGCUGACCGCGAGGAGCAUCGAGGCGGAAUUUAAAAUUCAUAUCGGUCGCAUAAUCGAUAGUUUGUCACGCGUGCUUCCUUUCUGACUUCCGUUCCAUCGUCGUGACGCGAGCAAAGUUACUUAUGUGAACUGCAUAUCAAACGGCACCGCAUAAUCGAACGAAGGACUCAUCCUGGUAUUCAAAUUAAAUCGUCGCGGCAGUUAUAAGGGAGAAUAGCUGGCACUGGCUUAAACUGAUACGCGCGCGUUUAUGGCGCUCAUUUAAUCAGAAUGAGAUCUGGGGGUCCGCUGACAAUGCCGCUGCUACGACGGCAAGACGAGUCUGCGAAAUGAAAACUCCUGGCAGAGACAAUGGAAGCAUCCACGCGAGCAUGACAGCCUUAUUCAGUGUCGCGGACGGCACGUUUAAGCAACGACAAACGACUCGUCAGUGAAACUGAAAAGUGUCGUCUGUUGCGGUGGAGUCAACUUCCUGUUCCCAUCCCGAGAGGCGAGAGGACGAUCCGGACGGGAUCAGCGGACAUCGGAUAGACACCGAUAAAAGGACGGUGUUAUGUUAGUGACAAGGUGUCACCCUCUAGGAGGGCACAUUCUACUUGCCCUCUUCCUCUUGACGGGGUGUUUCGCCUUGCUGUCACGAGCGGUCGCCUUCCCGGAUUGGACCGACUGCCCCGCGGUAUGUCGAUGCAAGUGGUCCUCCGGCAAGAAGUCCGCUUUGUGUCCGGACGCCGGCCUAACGUCAUUGCCGGCGUCUCUCGAUCCGGACAUGCAAGUUCUCGAUUUGUCCGGCAACAUGAUACCUGCCUUACAAGCGGAGGUAUUCAAGCUGGCCGGUCUGGUGAAUCUACAGCGUGUCUAUCUGCGCAAGGCUGGCAUUCACAAGAUCCACGCGGACUCCUUCAAGGACAUGAGGAUACUCGUCGAGAUCGAUUUGUCGGACAAUCACGUGACGACCUUGGAGCCGGACACGUUCCUCGGGAACGAGCGCCUGCGUAUCUUGAUACUUAGCGGGAAUCCGCUCGGUACUCUGCGUAAUCUACAAUUUCCGGUGCUGCAGCAUCUGCGGAAUUUAGAAUUGGAGAAGUGCUCCUUGACCGAGAUACAUGGAAAGGCCUUUGCCCGUUUGAGCAACUUGGAAUUGCUGAAGUUAGACGGCAAUCAGCUGGAGUAUCUGGAAGCCUCGGUGAUAUCCAAUCUGUCACGAUUAAAAACUGUAUCGUUGGACGGCAAUCAGUGGAAAUGCGACUGCAGAUUGCGGGAUUUUCGCAACUGGCUCAUCCCCGACGCCCCCAGCAAGUUAUACGCCGUUACUCCGCAGAAAUGUACGGGUCCAUCGAGAUUGGCGGGUCGUAAAUGGGAAGACGUUAAACCCGUCGACUUUGCUUGCGAGCCGGAAGUAUAUGUCCUGGCGAGUAGCAUACAGGAGGAGACCAACGGUAAUCUCAGCUUGGCUUGUUUGGCGUCUGGCGAUCCCGAGCCGGAAGUCUGGUGGCAAUUGAACGGCGGACCGGUUAAUGCUACUAAAUCGACCGAUCAAUUAUACACCGGGCCUCUCAUCGUUCAUACGACAUCCGAGGUCGGUGCGUCUUCCAAGUCCAACAAGUCCGUGUCAUUCAAGACCCUCCCGGAUCGAUGGAGCAAUCUGACCGUUUACAACGCCAGCGACAGCGACGCCGGCGAGUACACCUGUCUCGCGAAGAACAUCGCCGGCAUCGCCCGGGAUACGGUCAGCGUGGCGAUACCUCGCGUCUACACGGCCCCGACUCUCUCUCAGAGCGACAACUGGCUCCUCUGGGUGAGCUUAGCGGGUGGCGGUGCGGCCGCCGCGUGCGCUUCCAUUUCGGCCGUUCUUCUGGCUCUCUGCUUAUGCGGCGGCAGCCGGCGACACAGGAAGCGCGAGAAGCUGAAGCUGCAGGGCAGCAGUAGCUUCGGCGAUCAGGAGAAGAAGCUGCUGGACCUGUCGGUGACCACGACCACGACUCCCGGCAACAGCAACGACCGCGGCAGCGGCCAUGGGAGCCUCGGCGAGGCGUGCAGCACCGGUGACCUCGAGCUGGCCGAGCGUGGCUCCAUUUGCGACCCCAUGGCCGCGGCUGCCGUCACCGUCGAACGGCUGCGACCCGCGGAGAGCUCGGUGAACGCCAUCCGCGCGGUUCCAUGCGCCGCUGCCGGGAAUGUAUUUCCACCCCCGCCGCCGGAAUUCACCACCGGCGUCCUGCCAGCCGGCAUCUUCGGCAACAUCUUCAUCUCCGUGUCGUUGCCGCAGGACGCGUCGUCGGAGCGCUGCUAUCCGGAUCUCCUCGACAUCCCCGUCCACGCGGUCAGCGGCGCCGCGACGGCCGUCACAGCCAGCGGAAAGAUUAUACCGUCAGCGGCCGUCAACGUCUCCAGCUUCGCCACGCUGCCGCGUCGGGCCUUGCGUUCCGCCGAAGUUGCCGGUACUGGCUCGCCUUACGACAACAUGGGACCGCGUAUCACGGCGAACGGCAGUUCGGCGUUCUCGUUGACGGACAUAGAUCUGCGACUGUCGCCGCCACCGCCGCCGCGGAUCAUUCAACCGCCGCACGAGUUUGUUUCCCUCUAAAGCAGCGGCCUCCUCCCCACAUAUUGUCGCGCAUACUAAUUUCGUAAUCAAUAAUAUUCCGCUAAUAACGUUUCCCCGAUAUACUGCGGAGUGUCCAUUAUCGGCCGGAUGUUAUUAGAUGUGAUAACAAUUAGCACGCGGUAAUAUUGACUGUGUCAUAGGAGUCGUUUAAAGACUAACUCCACCUGAGGACGCAUGCGCGAGCUUCGAACGAGUGAUCCGUAUACGGUCCUCGAUGGAGAACGAAUCAUUUUGACAAUGACACGCAUCACAUUAAUUAAAUAUAUCGAAUUUUCAUUCUAGCGUCAUGUGUGCGCUGAGUCAUCAUGGAUCGUCAAGGACUUGGUGUUGUAAGAAUAUUAAUACCAAUUCUAGACUGCCACUUAUCGAAUCAAAAUUUUCAAAUAGCGUUUGUUUAUGAAAAUAAGUUGUGCGAUUUUUCAAUUAAAAGAUUUAUCAACAACAGAAUCGAAUAUUGCGUAUUACUGUUUAAAAGGCAAUAUAAAAUUCAGCUGAUGAUUUGAGAAAUGACUAAUGAUUAAACUUUUUUUUCUUUUUUCACAGUCAACUCAAAU